GACCGGCAAAUACAUCCUGAAAUCUUUGUCCAUGCUUUGGCGCUUGGCGAGUCUCGUUAAUCUUGUCUUGUCUGAGCACUCUACACACUGUAGAGUUCUUGCUUUACUGCAGUUGCCAUGCUACAGAGUAGGGAUCUCAAGUCAUCUACUAGCAUGAUCCAGUUGGAAUUCAGUGUGUGUAAGCCGGCCGGUCUCGAAGGGUCGUUCUGACCACUCUAUCAUUAUCAAAAAAAGAACAUUUUUUUUUGCAAAUUUUUUUUUCCGACAGAAUAAAACAUUCUAGCAAAAAAAAGUGAAUUUGUGAAAAACUCGCCAAAAAUAAAAGAAAAAGAAAAUUCCAAGAAGGAAGAAGAAAUUUUUUUUAAAUCGAAUUCAAGAUAUUUGUGAUUGUUUCAAACAUGUCAGAACGAGGAAAAAUAGAACUCUUCCUAUUUUUAAUACUAUUUUCGGAGCACAAAGCAAAAAUUUCUUGGAUGAAAAAUGCAAUAAAUUAAUACUAUAGUGAUUUUUACCGGCUUUUUAAAUUCAAAAUUUACAGUGAAACAUUCAACAAGUGAAUUGGUUUCUUUUCUCCCCCUUCAAGGAUUUAAAUGGAUUAUUUUGGGGUUGAGGAAAGAGUGUAUAAAAAUUAAUACACAUUUCAUUUUCCUAUUUAACAAAAGAGAAUUUUAUCUGAUAAGACAAAAAAUAACCGAAGAUAUUGAACUUGAAGUUAUAAUUAUUCAAUUACAAAGGAGGAAAUUUCUCGACAAUAAUUAAAAAAAUUAUAUCAAAAAUGACACAAACGGAGGGAGUUUCAAUGACCUUUGAGUCCAAGGCACCGGCUAAGCAAAUGAAUGGGGCGGACACUGGAAGGCGAGAUCAGGAGGAACUAUCGCCGGCCUCGACUUCGCCGUCGGGUCAGGACGAGACCAGUGGUGGGUCGGUACUGGCAAUGGGCAGCACCGACUCGGCCGGAAAUGCCCACGACGGUGGACCAUCCUGCGGCUUGGUGAGCUCGCUAUUCCCCAGCAGUUGUCGAGGCAGAGCGGAAGCAUUCGCCAGGAGUCUCCAUCGACGACUAACGUCCCUGGGUGGAGAGAAUGGCAGCAAUGACGAUUUUGAUUUAACCAAGCCAAACGAAACCUCCUGGCUACACUCAACAACCAUUAAAAACGGAACAAAUUCAUCCAACAAUGUGAAACUCGUCCUUGAUCAUCAACCACGUCUCAGUCCCGAAUCGGAUCUCUUCUACGAUCUCGAAGGAGAACUCGAGGAAAAUGGAAUUGUUUCACCUGCGGAAGAAGCCUCUGCAGCGGAACUAGCACAUCUACUCGUUAAUCAUCAAUCGUUGAAAAUUAACCGUCAUGAUAAUUGUCAUGCUACAAGACCAGCUGGUACAAGUCAAGAUUCCGGAUCCGAUGGAGUUUAUUCAUCGCCAAUGACUGGUAACAAUACUCCCGAGAAUGAUGAAUCUGAGAUGUACUUUGAUCCCCUAUCGUCUGACGGCGAUAAGAAGAAGGACACCUUUUUCGAUCCUGUCAAUUCCUCCGAGAAUGAGGGAUUAUCAACUCUUUCUAAUGGAAGCGAACCCGAGAUGAUUAGAGUUCUUCGUAGAAAAUUAGAGAAAACUAAAAAUCACGAUACAGCAACUAAUGAAGAAGAGACAUCUGACUCUAGUUGUUCUUUGCAAAAGGAUGAAAUUGAAAUCUCAAGAUUACGAACAAAUCCCGUUGAGAGUACCGACGAAUCAUCGAAUGGAAGAAGUUCUAUCGACACAACGUCACAUGAUUCCCUGUGGAGUACAUUUGACGAUAGUACUUUGUCUGAAAAUUCUGUCAAAAAUGAUGCACUUUGUAAUCAGAAUCGAGUUCCUAAAUCGCAUUCCGAUUCGGAAAUUCCGGGUAUGGUGGACGUUAGUGAUGUACGGCUGGCAAGGAGGAUAGAGGUUCUGGAAGAGAAUGUAGACGAAGUGGACUUUGCUGGUAGUAGUUUACAAGUGGACCAGUCCUCGAAAGACGAACUCAAUUCUUGCUUACAAAAUGGACUCGAGAAGAUAGAUACGGAAAAGGAACAUGAAGAUAACGAUGGCGAUAAACCAAUCGAGGAACCUAGUGGUCAUACUGACCACUUGACUUACGACAGUACAUUUAACACACCAGAUUCGUCGACACUAGAAAGCACCUGCGAAGCGAAAGUCGAGGAACCAAAUCAACCCGAGAAAAACGAAGUACAACUGUUGAUAAACGACGAAUCAGCACUAAAUUCGAUAGAUGAAUCCGAAGUCCCGACGAGACUUGAAGGCACUACUGAAAGUGACAUCCAAGAAGAGAGUUCGGAUCUUCAUUUGUCAUCCGAGGACAAUCCGGAAGAAGAAGAAGAGGAGCAAAGACCUCCAAGAGUUAGACGAUGUUCAUCACUGAAAACCGGCAAAACACCUCCCGGUACUCCAGGUAGAAAGAAAAUAGUUCGAUUUGCCGACGUUCUCGGACUCGAUUUAGCAGACGUAAGAACCUUCCUCGACGAAAUUCCAAAAGUUCCAAACUCUGCCUAUUCCGAUCUAAUCUAUGACGAUGUCUUCCAUAAAGAAUCAAGUCCCAUUAAUUGCGGUAUUCAAACCUGGAGUGCAAGAUACUUAGACAACAGUCGAAUGAAUUUGACGUCAGUUCAAAAACUCGACACAACACUUGUACCGCUUUUCCAACAACCUGGAGGUCUUCCAAAUUUCCUCGAUUUCGUUCGUGAUCGUCGUGUUUGCCUGGAGAAUGUUCUUGUCAGUGAUCCUACGACCUUAUGCAUCAAAGGAACAGUUCGUGUGUGUAAUUUUGAUUUCCACAAAUCAGUUCAUAUCAGAUACACCCAAAAUUCAUGGAAGACCUACAGUGAUCUACAAGCAACGUACGCGCCUAAUUCUUGUGAUGGUUUCAGCGACAAAUUCACCUUCACUCUCUACUGUCACACACUUCGAGUUGGUCAACGACUCGAAUUUGCAGUUAGAUUCCAGUGUAAAGGCAAUCAAUAUUGGGAUAAUAAUCUUGGUGCAAAUUAUUGCUUUCAGUGCCUACCAUCAUCCCCAGCUGUUGGAUAUAUACCAAUCACCGCGCCUGAAAACGCACACGAUUGGACACCAAUGUUCUAUUGACUCAAGAACAAAUUCUGGAAGUUGUCCAGAAAAUCUGGUCAUAUAGAUGCUUCGAGCUGCAUGCGAUCUUGCGGAAACGACUCAAUUCUAGAUCGUUUAGAUGAUACAAAGAAAAUGCUGCCACUAUUAUAUAGAAAGUUAUUCAUGUCUAAUACUCUCAACAAAUACCUAAGUCAAUUGUUUAUAGAUUUGCAGAAGUUCAUUGUUAAAAAUCAUCAUUCAAAGUGUAUGCAUUAUGAAUACAUCGGGAGUUGACUAGAAAUAAUAUUCUGCAAGAUCUUAAUCAGUAUCGGAGAUCUUUGUCAUCAAUCGUAAUUUAGUUUUCCUUCUAUAAUCUUGAUAAUCGAAUUUUUACGAACCAAAAAGCAAAAGGAUGACAAAAUGUGAUUUUCGGAGUAUUCAAUAUGAACAUUAAACGAUGCAAACGAACAUGAAUGAAAUUAAAAUAAAGGAACUUGUCAAUAAUUAAUUACAUUGACAUUGGCUUUGAAAUAAAGUUGUCCUUCUCGUGUGGGUGCCAAAUGCUAACCUUCGAAAGUAAUUUUCGUCGAGUGAAGCGGAACUGAUGAAAUGCGAUGUUUUUUGAGAUGGAUGUUAUCCUAUACACCUAAACGGUUAUUGGCUGUCUGCCAUUGGAAAAAAGAAGACAUGUUUCCUAAUAUACCAGGGUGCUAAAUUUAGCAAAUGCUUAUAACGACACUUUUCAUACAAUCAGCCUAAGUAUAGUCAACGAUAAACUAAAAAAACUUUAAUCUAGUUAAACAAAAUCAUCCAAGUACUUGUUAAUCUUAUUAAUUUCAACCAUCAAACUCUCAAUUUGAUUUUUCGAAAUUUACUCAUUUGAUUUUUAAGUUUACCAUAAAAUUCACACAAAUAACACAAGAGAAAGCUUUAAAUAUUUUAUGGAUUCUUGAAAAUCAUUAAAAAUCAUUAAAAUUUUGAUGAGAUUGAAAAUAUGUUCAACCGAAAAAUAUAGAUUUAAACUUGUACCAUAGAGAUGAUGCAAAUAACGUCCAAUAAAAUAUCCUCACAAUAAAAAAUUGCUCCAUAAAUGAAUAGCAUCGAAAAAUGCAACGAUAUUUUCAAGAAUGUUACAAUAUUCAAUAAAAAAAAUAUAUUAUUCAUAUACAACACGUUAACAUUAAUAUAACUCUUUUCAGUUACUUUUUCCAACCAAAAACAUCUAAACAAUAAAAAAAGACGUAUUUUUAACUAAGCAAAGAAAUGAUUACAAUUAAAAAAUUGUUUCUCAUGUUUUUGGCAAGAAAAAGUAACUCGAAAUUAAUUUUGUUGAAGAUUGAAAAAAAAAGAUCUAAGAUAUUUUUGCACGACUGGAUUCGAUGAAAUAUAUUUUGACAUCAUAAAUAAUGCCUGAGGUCAUUGACUUUCGAUUGCUGUAGUUUUUAUCAAUGUUGACAAAUGAAAUUAAUAUAUUAUAAACAAUAAAUAAUACAAAAAUAUCUAAACUCACGAAAAUAUCUAGUGUGAAAAAGAUGCACACAAAGGAAAAAAAAGAAGAACUAACAAAUAAUUAAGCGCUAAUAUAAUUUCUACUCUCGAUGAAAGUACCUAAGAGAACUAAUAAGUAAUUACAUUCAUUGAUUGUUUGAAAUUAAAUAUAUAUUUAAAUAUAACAUAAAUAUCAGUAUCGAUAAGAGAUUAUUUCGAUGUUUUGAAAAUUGAAUAAAACAUGUUUCGCACACUAUUUUUCUCAAGCAGAAAUGGUGCUAAUUGUACAAAAUUUUUAUAAGUUAAGGAUUAAUUUUUUAAAGAGAGGCAAUAUUCCGAGAUUUUAUUAAGCUCAACUCAUUAUGAUUAAAUUAUGA
This is a messenger RNA of Leptopilina heterotoma, 4947 nucleotides long. It is a transcript of the gene Gbs-76A, whose product is annotated as glycogen-binding subunit 76A. The transcript is spliced from 3 exons. The record is from RefSeq and is a predicted model, not a curated record. Gene Ontology annotation, molecular function: glycogen binding; protein phosphatase 1 binding. Gene Ontology annotation, cellular component: protein phosphatase type 1 complex. NCBI's taxonomy places the organism in Eukaryota, Metazoa, Arthropoda, Insecta, Hymenoptera, Figitidae. The coding region runs from base 776 to 3121 and encodes 781 amino acids. Gene Ontology annotation, biological process: regulation of glycogen biosynthetic process.